Messenger RNA from Octopus bimaculoides (California two-spot octopus), 2706 nucleotides. RefSeq names its product protein CIMAP1D. Gene Ontology annotation, cellular component: cytoskeleton. NCBI's taxonomy places the organism in Eukaryota, Metazoa, Mollusca, Cephalopoda, Octopoda, Octopodidae. The record is from RefSeq and is a predicted model, not a curated record.
UAUAAAUAUGUAUGUAUGAGAGCCAGAGUAGGCAUUGUUCAUAAGUAAAAUAAUGAUGCCGUAUCUAUAAACACAGCCCACAUACACGUACACACACACACACACACACAUACACACACACAUAAACUCUCACAGGUGUAUACAUAUCAUGAGCAUGCGUGUAUACGCAGGUGCGUGUGUUAGUAGAUAUAACAUGUGAAUAUGUAUGCGCGUGUGCAUGCCUGCAUGUGUAUAUGUUUCUAUGUAUGUAUAUGCGCGAAUACUUUCAAUACAACUCGGUGAGGUUCGAUUAGAAGCGCGGAGUCAGUCCAGGAUUUAUUUACACAUCUGGAAGUCUUGUCGGGAGAUGUACGUGUUGACAGACAAUUAAUUGGACUCGGCAGGGGUUGUUACUGCGUUAAACGAUUCGCAAAAAAGCAAAAAAAAAAAAAAAGCCUAAGAUGACGGGUAAACGACAAGGCAACAGGAGUCAAAUGUCAUCGAAAAAAAAGACGGAUGAGAAGAAGUCGAAAUCCUACGAAAUAUUUGCAAAGUUUGUGGGCCCUGCUCCGAAUAAUUACAGAUUACCAACAACAGUGGGAACUGACUACCAUGAUGCUACGAAACCAAGGGCGCCAUCUUACAGCAUUGGCAAACACACAUUUAAAUUCGCCGACCAAAGUCCAGGUCCGAUCUACGGAUAUUCCAGCCAACUGAGUAAUUUUGGAAUGUCUUCAGUUCCUACAGUGACGAUUACCGGAAGAACAAAAAAGCCUUAUUUAUGGGAAGGUAUACUGGAUACCCCAGCUCCGGGUACAUAUUGUGGCCCGAAAGUGCGUGUCUUGCGAGAACGUACCGCUCCGGCAUUCAGUUUUACUUCUCGUCCUAAAACGAGUAAAAAUACCAUUCCUUCACCUUGUGCAUAUUCUUUGCCAGGAAUCCUGGGCGAGCAACCCAUAAAUAUUUCAAAUGUACCUGCUUACAGCAUAAAUAAAAGACUGAAUUACAACAAUUAUGCUUACGACUUCGCCCAGACACCGGGGCCUGCAAGAUAUGGCAGCGUACCGUUACAUUCUUCACACAAGCAACCACCGUUGUUUUCUCUGAGGAGUCGAACGGCGAUACCCAAAUAUAAAAUGGAUAACCCUGGACCAGGAACUUAUAAUGUUCAGCAGUCGAAACCUUUUGGCAAUUCUACCCCGAAGUAUUCGAUGGGAAUUAAACAUUCACCGUAUCUUAUGCAAGCCUUCAUGGAUGUGCUUAACUGAUUGAAAUUUCCUUAUCUGAAGAUUUCUAAUUUCAUUCUAUUUUUUUAUAUCAAAUGUUUCUUUCUUCAAAAAAAUUCUGUUUAUCCAAAUUUCUGAAAACAAAAAAACUGUUCACAAAUAUCGUCGGGUGGCACCGCUGUCGUGGGUUAUGACAGCGAUACAAUAGAUAUUGUGAUAUAUCGUGAAUUCACAUACUGCUGUAAUAGUUUAUGACAUCACUGUCGUGGGUUAUGACAUCAUAUGCUAUAACAUGACAUUAUUGUGCUAGGCUGUAAUAUGACAGCACUAUCAUAAAUUAUGAAAUAGAUCAUCAUGCCCCUGCUAAAGGUUAAUACAACACAUUAUGAUUUCACUGUAAUAAUAUAUACCCCUGCAACCAUUGGUUAUCACACUACGAUAAAUAAAGUACUAAGGGCGAUUUGUUCGACUAAGCCCUUCAAGACGGUGCCCCAACAUGGUCGGUGCCCAAUAACUGAAAAAACUAAGAAAAGAAAUAAAAAGAUGAAAGAAGUUAAAGAUAGUAACUAUAGUUAAAGAUAGUAACUAUAGUUAAAGAAGUUAAAGAUAGUUACUAUUCGACCUCGGCAGAAUGUGAAGUCAGAAUGUAAAGACAUGAAGUACCGCUAAGCAUUUCGCCCGGCGUGCUAACGUUUCUGCCAACUCGCCGCCUUACAACUCUCAAAUAUCGUCAUAACAAAGCUAUACCUCAAGACACUGCUAUCAAAGUAUAGUGUUAUCACAGCUAAUAUAAGUUACAUCACUCCCAAAUGUUAUAGCUCUAUUAUCACUACUACAAUAGCUUAUAAUUAAGAAGUCAUAGAGUAUAACACCACUCCGGCAGAUCAUGACACCUCUAUCACCUAGCUAGCCAAAGACUGUCACGUCGCUAUCACAGUUUACAUCAUCACCACUACUAUCCUUGGCUGUGAUAUCACUAUACUAUGAGGUAGAGACGAGGCAGAGUCGUUAGAGCGUCGGAUAGAAAGCCUUGUGUUAUUUGUAUCCGAUCUCUGCGUUCUAAGUUGAAAUCCCGCCGAGGUCAACUUUGCCUUUCGUUUUUUUCGGAGUUGAUAAAUAAAGAACCAAUCCAAGGCGGUAGAUUAGCGGAACUGUAAGAGCUUCGGGCUGGAUACCUUGCAGUGUUUCUCCCGAUUUGUAUGCUCUAACGACAAUGCUUGCUACGAUAUUAAUGCUAAGGUGUGUUCGACUCGCCUUUCUUUUGGGUAACAUCGUCGACGCAAAGAGGGGAGACUUGCACGGUGGUCUUUCUUAGAGAGAGAAAUUCUUUUGGUGCAGACACUCAGACUAUCUAUAACAUAUUAGAAGGGCUAUUUAUAGUUAUGACAUUAUAAGUACUGCUCUAGGUUAUGAUAUCACUACUACAAUACUACUAAGCAAAGGUUAUGACAGAAAAGGAAAAAAGAAUUGUAAUUUGAUAUUAAAUAAACUUAAUUUAUUU